Messenger RNA from Drosophila subobscura, 341 nucleotides. Its product is annotated as leech-derived tryptase inhibitor C-like. The record is from RefSeq and is a predicted model, not a curated record. Gene Ontology annotation, molecular function: protein binding. NCBI's taxonomy places the organism in Eukaryota, Metazoa, Arthropoda, Insecta, Diptera, Drosophilidae. The transcript is spliced from 2 exons. The coding region runs from base 55 to 267 and encodes 70 amino acids.
UUCAAGUUGGUUUAAAGAAAAGACAAAACCCAAACGAAAGUAACUCAACCAAUCAUGCGUUUCUUCGCCUUGAUCGCCCUCUGCCUGUUCGCCCUGCUGUCGCUCACCGUGGCCCAGGAGGAGUUCUGCCCGUGUCCGCGCAACUUUGAGCCCGUCUGCGGCUCCGACUCCAGGACCUACUCCAACAAGUGCGAUCUGCAGUGCCAGGCCACCAAGGCGGCACGUCAGGGCCGCAGCAUUACGCUCAUCAAGGAGGGCAAAUGCUGAGAAAUCAAAUAACAACCAAAACCCGAUUUAUGCUGCAAAUAAAUACGUGUCCAAUGUGACCUUUUUGUGUAUAA